UUUCUACAUUAAAAAAUGAGGAGUGUCAGAGUUAGGUCCGCCAUUAAUGAAAUGAGCUCCAAUGGCUCCCACGUUGAACUUGUGCUCCAGAAUUCUACUUUCAUGAACAUACUCCGGAUUUGAAUUGGAAGUUGGGAUGAGUAGACUCUUCUUUUGCACAAGUUUUUCUUGCAGUGAUGUAUGGUGGUUGAGGUUGAGAAAUCCUGGAUUAGAUAUCGAGAGUGGUGAGAAUUGUGAGUCUGUGACACCAUCACAAGUUCUUGGCCGGCCUGCACUCAAGAUAUUUGUUAUAUUUCCACUCUUUUCAAUGCUUUCUUUAUGUGUGAAUUUCCGUUUACACACACAACACACAGUGGCGUAAACGGUAAGAAAGAUUCCUCAUUUCCAAGAAAAGCCGGUUCACUUCAUCUUCAGUCAAAAAUUGAAGAGCAGAAAUGGAGUCCCGCUAUUCACUUUUCUUCUCCAAUUUCUAUAGCAAGAAGGUUCUGCAAAGUGGGCUGUGGCUUGUUUGGUUAUGUGGGUUUUUCUUGAUUGGUGUCUCGUUCUAUGGUACUCAAAUGCUGCCCACUUUUCUGAGAGAACAGAUCAAGAUCAGGAAACCAGCGGUUUCUGGUGUUGGUUUUGAUGAUCUAAGCUUCCCCAAGAUCACUCUUUUUGCAGCGCCGAGGCCUUUCAGUGGUUCAGUAGGUGAAAGGCAAGCUCUUGCUGUAAGAUCAUGGCUUGGAUUAUCGGAAAAUAUAAAUGUUGUUCUUUUCAGUCAAGAUCCGUCUGUUUUCUCCUUUGUUGAUUCAUUUGGUUCGCGGGUGUCCGUUGAAACCGAGAUUGACUUCACGUUCCUUGGUACUCCAUUUUAUCAUUCCAUGGUUGCAAGAGCUCUUGCAUCACCAUCAGAUAUUUCUGCAUUGAUUGAUCCGGAUACCAUUCUCUUGUCAAACUUUAUAUCCACUUUGAUAUGUGCUUACAAGCUAGAUGAAGAUUGGCUCAUUGUCGCCUCAUCAGGAAAUGUUUCCCAUUUUCCUUUUCGCUUAGAUUCUGAUGGCAAAAGUUGGCUGGCAGAUGAUGGUAAACAUGUUCAAAUACAAAAGCAGUUGCAGGAGGUCCUUGUUCGGCAAGGUUCUCAGAAACCAUGUGGGGAUAGAAUGCUUAUAGCAUGGAACAGAGGAGAUCUACCACUUCACAAGGGUGUGCUUCCCCCAUUCUUGUAUGGAAAGGGACUUCACAACCAUUGGAUUGUCACUGAAGCCUUGAUCUCUGACUUUAGGCUUGUAAUUGAUGCAAGUUUGACUAUUUCAAGUUUCUAUGUAGAUGAUCUUGACCAAGAGAAUUAUGCCUUGAUAAGGAGCUCCAUUACUUCUGAUUUUGAAAAGAGAAGUUGGGAACUAAAUGGCAAUUCCCUUCUAGGAAGGCUAUAUGGAUCAUUUUCUUUUCGUGACGCUAACUAUUCUAAUUUGUUCAGAUUCUUUGAGUGUGGUGGGAACUUUCACUUUUUAAAUACGCACCAAAACAUUGCAUAUCUGCUGGGGUACAACAGACCACUGAACUUGAGGAUCAAGGGGAUCUCUUUAUCAUCGACACAAAAGGAAAUUCUGGAUUGCGUUGAUGUGAUAAAAUCACUUGAAGGAAUUGAAGGAUGCUUUGCCAAAGAGCAGAUGAGAUUGCCGACAUCAAUUUCACUUCCACUUUCCCUAGAAUCUCUACUCUCGAUGCGUGCUGAUCAGAACAAAACAAUUGCUCUUGGAGUUGCUGGACAUAGUUACAAGGAUAUGCUAAUGAGUUGGGUUUGCAGGCUACGCCACCUCCAAGUAUUAAACUUUUUGGUCUGUGCUCUUGAUGAUGAAAUAUAUGAUUUCUCCGUGUUGCAGGGCCUGCCAGUUAUCAAGUGCGCAUAUCCUCCAACCAACAUCAGCUUUGACAACUGCCAUUUUGGAACAGAAUGCUUCCAGAAAGUAACUAAAGUCAAGUCUAGAAUGGUUUUGCAGAUAUUAAAGCUCGGAUAUAAUGUGCUUCUGAGUGACGUGGAUGUAUACUGGUUCAAAAAUCCUUUGGCCUAUCUUAGUUCUUUUGGUCCUGCAGUUCUUGUGGCACAGUCUGAUGAAUACAAUGUAACAGCACCAAUAAACCUACCUCGACGACUUAACUCCGGCUUCUACUAUGCUCAUUCAGACAGUAUAACCAUUGCAGCAUUGGAAAAGGUGGUGAAACAUGCAGCUAAGUCCAAUUUAUCCGAACAGCCCAGCUUCUAUGAUACAUUAUGUGGUGAAGGGGGGUCCUACAGGUUAGGUGAUGACAGAUGCUUGGAGCCUGAAACAAAUUUGGUGGUUCAUUUCUUAAAUAGAGAUUUCUUUCCCAAUGGUGCAUACCAAGGUCUAUGGGAGGAAAAAGAUAUAAAGAAAGCCUGUAAGAAAAGGGGUUGUCUCGUUCUCCACAACAAUUGGAUUAGCGGAAGAAGGAAGAAGCUGGAGAGACAGGUGUUAUCUGGGCUUUGGGAGUAUGAUAUCAACAAUAGGAUGUGUUUGCAAAGCUGGCAUAAGACAAAUGUCACAAGUUAUUUUUAGAAUGUGGUAUCUUUUGUAUGUUUAAUCAUCUAGAACUUUGUGGUUAAUGUGGUGGAGAAAUCAAGGGUAAUAUUCCUUAUCAGCAAAGCUUUGGAGUUAUCACUGAUUCUAUUGAGAUAAAUCUGAAAAAGGUGAAGCCACCUUGAACAAGAGAAGUAUGCUCAUCACAAACAAUAGCUAGCAACUGCAAGAGAUCCUUCAGCCUGCGCCACUACUUUCCAGAGCAUGCACUAUGUACACAACUGUAUCAGGAGGUCCCAUUUGCUGGCAAUGUUGAAGAGAUGUGUUCAUGUUUUUGUUCUGGUUCAGUCCUAGAAAAUGAAUCCAGGAGAAAAAGGGGACUGAGAAAGGAGACUAUUUCAUACAGUGUGAGCGGGCAACUAAAGGAUCUAACAGUGCGAAUAGUCCAUGCUGGUGGGAGGAUAGAAAUGUAUCAUAGUCCAAUUCCUGCCUCUGAAAUGAUUCGGAAAUAUCCAGGUAUGUGCAUUGCCCGGCCCGAUGUCUUCAAGCGUCCACAUGAAUCUGUUUUAUCAGCUGAUGACAUGUUGUUACCUGGGCAUAAGUACUUUAUUAUUCGGUCUACAACUAUUGAGAAACUGAAACGCAAGCACUCACGGAGAAUCAAUGAAAAUGCCGACAGUGAUGUACCAAUCUUAAGGUCCGAAGAAAAUGAAGAUGUCGGAGAUUUUAAUUCCGAGGACUCUGUUUUUUCUGCUAGAGACUUCUUUUUCUCCAAAGGGAGUUGGUCAGAUGAUAUAUUGGAAAAACCCAGAGAAGAGAGGGGGAAGAAGCCAUUUGUUCCCCCCAUCCAGAGGCCAAGGCUAUGUAAGGAACCUGAGUGGGAGCCAAGUCUAACUUCUAUACAAGAGCUGUCUCCAUGAAUAUCUCUGUACAGAUUGGUGCCCUUCUCUCCUCUCAUACCAUUAUCUGGUUAGAUUUCUUCUAUGCUAUUUAAGAGCUGAUCAUUAUCUUUAUUGGAAAGAUCUUCAAGAUUGUUCUGCACUAGUUGUAUGUUUGCAUAUGUAUUCGAUGUACAGAUGACAAGAUUUCUGUACUAAUUGCCUGCGUAUUCUUUUUAACUAUUAUGUUUCAAUUUCUUUCAAAUUGCAAAUAUUUCAUCAAAACAUCUUUUUCUUUUUGGUGAGAAGGCAUGUUUCUGAUGGAAUUCAUGACUCUGAAUGUCACUAUGUCAACAUAAGCAGAAUCAGUUAUUGAUAUUUAACCGUGUUCCCGCUUCA
Molecule: messenger RNA, 3793 nt
Organism: Sesamum indicum (sesame)
Lineage: Eukaryota; Viridiplantae; Streptophyta; Magnoliopsida; Lamiales; Pedaliaceae
Product: Nucleotide-diphospho-sugar transferase family protein
Molecular function (GO): glycosyltransferase activity
Source: RefSeq, a predicted model, not a curated record